Messenger RNA from Meriones unguiculatus (Mongolian gerbil), 2036 nucleotides. RefSeq names its product adenylate kinase isoenzyme 1. The transcript has 5 exons. The record is from RefSeq and is a predicted model, not a curated record. Gene Ontology annotation, cellular component: cytoplasm; cytosol. Lineage: Eukaryota; Metazoa; Chordata; Mammalia; Rodentia; Muridae. The coding region runs from base 1048 to 1551 and encodes 167 amino acids. Gene Ontology annotation, biological process: nucleoside triphosphate biosynthetic process. Gene Ontology annotation, molecular function: AMP kinase activity; ATP binding.
GAGGCCGCGUUGCCAUAGCAACACAGGCCCGCUCUGCGGGAUGGCUCUCAGGGAUCCUCUGGGGCGGGUCUGGGAUUCCGUUUUCUCCGCAUCCUGGUGCCUUGGGAAUCCCGGGCAUCUUGCAAAAUGAGCCCGUUGUGACGUAGAGAGAAACCGAGGGGUCAGGGUAGAGACCCGGCCCCGUGUACCUGGGCAUGCAGGCGGGAUGGGUCUGUGCGAGUCCUCGCUGCCCCAGAUCGGCAGAGCUUUGAGGCCCCGGGAGAAGGGUAACGCCCCGGGAGAAGGGGUGGUUGGUUUACAGGGGACAACGGAUAGGGGAGGUGGGUCGGAUAUCCCCACCAUUGGUUGAUGUCUUUGGGCUACAACGAGAGAGGAGCCAGUCUCCGAAAACGGAAAUUCCAGCUGUGUUGGGAAGGAUCAGAGAAAGGGGGCUGCGGGAUGUUUGGGAGUUGGAUUAGCAAAGGGACAAGGGAGACACAGGCAUUGAACCAUAAACUACUGACUCCGCAGAUGUGGCUGGCAGCGGAGACCUUCAUUGCCUCGUGGGGGGUGGGGGGGAGCCGUGCCCCUCGAGUGACAGAGGCUGGCUACAAAGACCACAGCGAGUAGAAAGCGAGAAAGAACCGUGGCUGAGCGUGGAGGACAUGGGAGUCUGAGGCAGGGGGAGGAAGGGGCAAGAAAACUUUUACCUCAGCACGCCUGGGAGAGGUGUGGCUAGAGGGGCAGGUAGGCAGGAUGGAACGGACCGCGCGGCGGGCGGAGCGGGGCGCCCUGGGUGAGUUUAAGACCUUCCCCUUUCAUUAUCUGUCAUUAUGUUAAGUGGGCUGAGGGAGUCGCCGGAGCGCUUCAAGGAGGUCUGUGCAAAUGGCCAGGGGCCUGCUCAGAAUCCCAUCAGUGGCGUCCUGCAGUACGAGGCCAGGGUGCCCUAAGGACACACACUAGUACCCACUCUUUCUUCCCUGAACACCCAUAGAAGCCCUGAAGAGCCGUCUGAUCAUCUUCGUGGUGGGGGGCCCAGGCUGCGGGAAAGGGACCCAGUGCAAAAAUAUGGCUACCAAAUACGGCUUCUGCCACGUGGGGCUGGGCCAGCUGCUGCGGGAGGAGGCUCAGAGGAGCACCCAGCGGGGCCGGCAGAUCCGGAACAUCAUGCAGCAGGGACUCCUGGUGCCCACGGCUCUCAUUCUGGACAUGGUCAGUGACAACUUGUUGUGUCAUCCUGAAAGCCCAGGCUUCCUCAUCGACGGCUUCCCCAGAGAGCUGGAACAGGCCAAAGAGUUUGAGCGGCUUGUGGGCAGGGACCCCAACAUAGUCAUAGUGUUUGACUGCUCCAUGGACACCAUGGUGCGGAGAGUGCUACAAAGAGGACGGGUGGAGCACCGGGCGGAUGACUCCGAGCCAGCCAUCCGCAAGCGUCUGGAGACACACUAUACCCUAUGUGAGCCCGUUCUGACCUUCUACCAGCAAAAGAACCUUCUGCGCCAUAUAUUGGCUGAAGGAGCCCCUGAAAACAUUUUUGCCAAGUGCUGUUCAGUCAUUGAGAGUCUGCAGUGAGCCAGGGAGAGGCCAUCCUCUGGCUUUACCCACUUCCCCACAGCACACAGGACCCAGACCUGAGCUUCCUGUCCCUAGUCACCACCACCAGAGUUGUUUACGACGCCUGGAUAGCAGCAGCACACAUCUGCUUUGGAAGCCUACUUGAAGGGCAGGAGAGACAGACGGCAGCCAACAAGACACAGGGAGGUUUUGUUACCAUUUAUUUGUGAAGUUAAAAACGAGCGAUAAAAAGUAAAAACUGCCAUACAAUUUUUUUUUUUGUAUUGUUCUCAUUUUUUUUCUCAGUUUAUCUCAUCUUCAACAGAUGACAACGUACCAGGCCAGUCCUGGGGUUGGGGUGGGUACAAGGCAGAGCCAGGGAAGAGCAGGGGGGAGAAAAGGGGAGGGGGAGAAGAGACAUAGAGAUGGGCAGGGCAGGAGGAGCCUGCAAUACCCACACCUGGUCCAAGGAAUGUUCCAACUCUAACUAAAAAAACGAAAAA